AUGUCUCCCUUGGCGUUGACGACGUCUCCGGCUGUGGAUUCGGAUUGCUCGUCAUCGGAUCAAACCAACGGACCGAAUUCCCAAAACCAGAGUCCUUCAGAGAAGGCGGCUCAACAGCAGCGCAAGAAAAAAGCACGAACAACAUUCACCGGACGUCAGAUAUUCGAAUUAGAGAAACAGUUCGAACUCAAGAAGUACCUUUCAUCGAGUGAGCGCGCCGAAAUGGCUAAACUGCUCAACGUCACGGAGACCCAGGUGAAAAUCUGGUUUCAGAACAGACGCACGAAAUGGAAGAAGCAAGACGGUAUCUCGAAUGCAGAAGCAGCCGAACUCAAGAUGGGAGAAAAGGCGAAGAGCAAGCUCCAGGCGCAGGCAGCUAAACAAGCGGCCGCUGCAGCCGCCCAGAAGGCAUCGGCACUUUCGGCUCUUUCAGCCCAGGUUUCGGCUCAACUAUCGGCCGGAACCGUUCCGCCGCCCGCACACCAUCAUCAGCUGCAACACCUUCAUCAGCUCGCCGCCCUUUCGUCCGCAGCAGCAGCAGCGGCUUCAUCCGCAGAAUUGUCAGCUUUCAGUAGUCCCGCCGAUCUCGCCGGACGUGCUCCCCCACCCCCUCCGCCGGAGCUCCGACUUAGGCAGAUCGAACUUUCGAGUCUAGCAAGCUUUCACGGCCAUUUGCUCGAGCCGUCUCGAAGUCCGUGUCGAAGUCCUCUGACGUCAGCUGAAAACAUCUCCAAGUGCCUGCAGGUGUCCGAUCGGCUCACCAGUCCAUCUACCCUUCACCUGCGCACUCACGACCAUUCGGACGAUGACGAUGACGACGAGGAGAUCGAUCCGUGCGGGAGCUAA
Messenger RNA from Galendromus occidentalis (western predatory mite), 846 nucleotides. Its product is annotated as homeobox protein Hmx-like. Gene Ontology annotation, molecular function: RNA polymerase II cis-regulatory region sequence-specific DNA binding; DNA-binding transcription factor activity, RNA polymerase II-specific. The transcript has 3 exons. The record is from RefSeq and is a predicted model, not a curated record. Gene Ontology annotation, biological process: regulation of transcription by RNA polymerase II; cell differentiation. Lineage: Eukaryota; Metazoa; Arthropoda; Arachnida; Mesostigmata; Phytoseiidae. Bases 1 to 846 code for a protein of 281 amino acids. Gene Ontology annotation, cellular component: nucleus.